Molecule: messenger RNA, 3920 nt
Organism: Dendronephthya gigantea
Lineage: Eukaryota; Metazoa; Cnidaria; Anthozoa; Malacalcyonacea; Nephtheidae
Product: stress response protein nst1-like
Exons: 26
Coding region: 60-3512 (1150 amino acids)
Cellular component (GO): plasma membrane
Source: RefSeq, a predicted model, not a curated record
UGGUGCUCAUCAGGGCGAAGAAUCUCGAGUGAAAAGUAAUCUUAGUGAAAAGUGAAAAGAUGGCUACUAAAGCCAGAUAUAAAUUAACUGGAUUGCUGUGGAUAACGACGUUAUUUUGUAUCGUAGUUCUUGUCCAAAGCCGUCCGCAAACGGAAACUAAUUUUAUCGAGGCCGGUGCUGAUCCGUCAGAUCGAACAUUGAUUCGCGUCCUGAGAUCAGAAUUUGAUGAAGAAGAAGAGGAUAAGAAAGGUUUAAAAGCAAGAAAACCAAGAAAAGUUGAGCAACAUUUUCCGCCAUUAAAGAAAAGGGCAUCGGAAGAGGAAGAUCAGUUCUUCCAAGCUCUUCUUUCCCGAACACAGGACAAGCCUGUGGAGAAAAGAUCAUACGAAGCACAACCAGAGAAAGAUGAUGUUGGAAUGAACUGGAAAGGAGACUCUAAAAUCUCGGAUGCAGACAAGAAAGAGCUUGAACAUCUUUUCAACAGCAUUGGCAUGGUGGAAGAUGACAAAAGCUCCAAAGGAAAAUUGGAGACCAAACGAUCUACAGGAAACGAUGGUAAAGUUCAGGAUUUAGUGGAAUGGUUGAUGUCCAAACCGCCAAAGGAAUUCCACGAAUCCCUUCGUCAUAUCAUCGACGUUGAACACCAAGUUUCGGAUAUAUUUGCCGCUGGUGACAUAACAACACCGAGUGCAACAGCUUCGGAGACGGUCGUAAACGAACCAACGACCUCUACUGAAACCGUUUCCACUACAUCAUCAGACUCGUCAUCAGUCUCCCCGCCCGUUGCGGGUCAGACGUCUGUGUCUAGUCCAGUUGCUGGUAGUUUCGCAUCGCUACCUGGUCAGCCAGUUUCAGGUUCAUCAGAACCAGUAGCCUCCGUUGUAUCACAGCCUGCAAAUACGCUUGGAUCCCAACCUGCGGUAUCAGGCGUAGCUCAAUCCGCACAUGCAGGUCCACAACCAUUGGCUAACGAUAUGCCCGCAUCAUCGUCAACACAAAACGCACCAUCCCAGGCACCCGGAAAGAAGCCUAAUGUCUAUGCUGAUGUAAUGAAGGCCUCGAAAAUGCUUGCUCAAACUGGACCAGGGCCUAUCCCUAUUGAGGCGAUGAAUUACUUUAACAAGUUUGGAGGCGUUGGAAAUCAAGUACUGCCUGGAACGCCGGGAUACGGUGUUCAGGCUCAGCCCGCAGUUCCGGCCGUACAACAAGCGCCCGCGAUACAACCGCAGCAAAAUCCAGCAGUACCUCAACCUGUUCCUGCACAACCUCAACAAAGUAACGUGCAGCAGUUUAAUCAACAACAACAACAAUAUCCACAACAACAACAGUUGCAACAGCAGCAACAACAACAGCAAUAUAACCAACAAAGAGCUGCGUACCAAUAUCAACAGGACCAAAGACAACAGAAUUAUUAUUAUGACCAUAUGUACAGACCACCCCGACCAUACGUGGGCAAGAAUGGUAACUAUCAUCCUCCAGAACCAAGACCAUAUCCUUUGCAUAAAGAUCAACUUGACAAAUCUACAGGCACGAAAAAGUCCGUAAUUGCUUCAAUUCUCUUCAAACAAAAUUGGUCGGCUGAUUUUGAAAAGAAGAGAUCGACCCGUUAUCGUGUAUUCAAGACGGAAGCAAAACGCGAGUUGGCACGCGUCUUUGAAGCAAAAAAGAACUUUAAAAGUGUGUCCAUUGAGAAAUUAAGAGAGGACAGGGGAAAGGUUGCUGUGACGUUCACAGUUCACUUCAAGAAGAAGACGGAAACACCUCUGAAACCAUUGUAUGAACAAAUAGUGCGGGAUGCCUUAGGAAAUAUGCCAGUGUAUCGGGAUACACUAGUACGAGGAGACAAACAACCAAAAAUGGCGCCCGUAAGAACUGCCACGAAAAUGGAAAAGGCUCAGUCAGAAAAUCCAGCUACCGAGUUUGCGCAAUUCGCCGAUCAAGUUGAUAAAGAGUUGACGGGAGAAAAUCUACCAUUGAACGAGAAGCAUGAAGCUUAUCAAGGUUGUUUCAAGGAUAGAAAACCUCAUCGUGACAUGAAAAAACAUUUCUCCAAGUUCGAGAUGACACCUGAAUGGUGCCUGCACACCUGUAAAAAAGAAGGAUAUCGCUUUGCUGGUGUUCAGUAUUCCUAUCUGUGCUUCUGUGGCAAUAGAUUUGGUAAAUAUGGCCGAGUGCCUGAUUCUGAAUGUAGCAGCCGUUGUUAUGGCGACAAAAAUCGUUUCUGUGGAUCGUUCUGGCAUAAUUCAAUUUAUUCUGUUGAUGGCCAACAUCACGAUGUGGAUGAAUUCUCAGCUCUGCCAGACGAGGAUGAUGAUGAAGAUGAUGAUGAUGAAAACGAUAAGAAGAAACACGAGGACGAGGAGGAGAAAGACGAUGAUAAAUCUGAAAAAGAUGAUGAAAAAGAACAUGCUGAAGUUGCAAAUCAUUUGAUGAAAGCGGCUUCUUCCGCCUUGAAAGCUGCCAAGAAGUUACUGCCAUCAGGAAAAGAUAAACGACAAAUUGAUAGCGAAGAUCUUAUGAAAAAUAAAGAAGAAGCGAAGAAGGCUCUGAAAGCUGUGGAUGAUAUUGUUGAGGAAAAGAGCGUUGAUAAAAGGUCUGCAGAGAAUGCAGAUGGACGAAAUCUUCUCAUGGCUUACCUUGGUAACGUUGGGGGUUAUGACAGAGAAUACAGGUCGGCUGAGGAUGAAAACAAGCCAGUGGAGAAGCUAAAGUUUGAAUACAAACGUGAAAUUAUUGACGAGGAAGGAGACGGGGAGUUUAUAUCAAAGCCUACAGAUGGGAAAAAAUUAACACGAAGUCGGCGGUCUUUGGAAUCCGAAGACUUUGAUGGUCGUAAGAAGAUGGCGUCGAGAGCAAUGGCGGACAGCAGUGACGCUACUAACCCAAAGACUGCAUUCGCUGAACCGUCGCGACGAGAGCUACUAACGAAGGAUAUGUCAGAUAAAGAAGUGUCAAGACACAGUCGUGAUGUUGACGACGAGGAAGAAGAAAAAGAGGACAGAGAAAUGUUGAGAAGAAGAAAAUCAAAAACAACCGAAAAGAGAAGCGUCGCUUUUGACAAGAGUUUGUAUCACGACAAAGUCCAAGAAGGAAUCGAGAACGUUAUUGGCGGUGUUAUUGACGUCAUGAAGGAGUCAACUUCGAUUGGUUCAUUCAAAGAAGAUAUCGAGAAACUGGCCACAGAUGUUGCUAACGGACUGGCCAUUCCACCAGAGCAAAAAGAUCAGGUGACCAGCGAAAUACGGAAAGAUAUUAAAGAGACUGGCACUAGCAGCGUGAACAACCUCAUAACGACAAUCCGCACGGAACUUAACGAAUACGGAGAAAUGCACCCGGCAGUCGGUCCCCAGGCUGAAGAAGCAGCGCAUACUUUCUCAGACUUACCGCUGGACGCAAAUAAAGCGGAAGAGAUAAAGACAAAAAUACGCAAACGAUCAGUUGACGCGAGUGACGAGGGAGAACAGGAAUUCCUAUCUGACAUUCUUCAGGAACAUUUCAAGCUAAACCCUUAGAGAUAAAUGAAGAUUGCUGCCGUUUUUAUACUAACCUCUUAUACUACUCGGGAAGCAAACCAACCCAUGUUACUUCUGAGAGAGACCUUAGACACUAGACAAGCGGACUAAAUUUGAGAACCACAAACCACAGCCGCCAGGACAGCGGGACAUAUUCGUUGCUCUAGCAUACAAAACCCUGAUAAAUAUUAUAAUGAUAAUGAUAAACUACAUACUAUCUCUCCCGUAUCGUAAUAGAAAAAUGAAUUUUUGUAAUCAAUGAUAACUUGAAGUAAAAAACAAAAAUAUAUUUGAUGUAACUGGAGGAAUAAUAAACCUGUAUUCGUGCCUGCUUACGGUUAAACAGCGACUGAUCAUAAGCUUGCUAAAAUGAUAGCGAGUUACAACAAAAUUUCUACGAUUGCCUAA